Daldinia sp. EC12 is the source of this 495-nucleotide messenger RNA. The record is from the annotation of a GenBank genome assembly. NCBI's taxonomy places the organism in Eukaryota, Fungi, Ascomycota, Sordariomycetes, Xylariales, Hypoxylaceae.
AUGUGUAUGCAGAUCUACCACAGCUACGCCCGCUGCCCGUGCCAGAUCCGCCGCAUCUUGUACCGCUGCAAGCUCGACGACGAGGCCAAGUGCCGUUACGUGCGCAAGCACGUCGUGGACUCCGGUCUCCCCUUCUGCUCGUACCACAGGGUGGUCGCCCGGGACCGCAAGGGCCGCCUCCGCCGCUACUGGGACGCCCGCGGCCGCAAGCUCUGGCCCGCCCCCAAGCCGCGCCCGCUCCGCCGCAGCACGUUCUCCCGCGCUACGGUCGCUGACACCGAGUGCUUCCCGCAGGAACACCACGAUCCGUACGAUUCUUCCUCUUGGGAGGACGGCAUGGAUACGGAUGAGUCCGACGGUGAUGACGACUGGGACUUCGACGAGGUUCCUGGCCUUCGCGUGGUUGGUGAGGAUGUGCCUAGCUCCGGAGAGGAGUACACGGGCGACGAGAUGGACAUUGACGGUUGAGAGUGCGAUGUGCUAAGAAGAGGAAAG